Messenger RNA from Jaminaea rosea, 4770 nucleotides. RefSeq lists its product as hypothetical. Gene Ontology annotation, cellular component: cell septum; cell periphery. Bases 1 to 4770 code for a protein of 1589 amino acids. Gene Ontology annotation, molecular function: chitin synthase activity. The transcript has 2 exons. The record is from RefSeq and is a predicted model, not a curated record. NCBI's taxonomy places the organism in Eukaryota, Fungi, Basidiomycota, Exobasidiomycetes, Microstromatales.
AUGAACCCCUUUGAACAGGGUCCGUACGACUCGAGCGAGCAAUAUCGCCCGCAGUCGAGUCAGCAACGGCAAUCACCUCCGAACCAGCACUCCUCUGCUUCAUCAUCCUCUUCUCAUCCCCAGCAGCAGCACCAGCAGCAGCAGCAGCGUGGUGGCCCACCUCGAUACAAUGAUCUGCAGGGAGGCAGCUUCAAUCAGUAUGCCCAGCAGGGACCACCACCGCAGACUUCGUCCUCCGGCGCUCGAGCUGGUGGCGUCUCGUUUCAGGUGCCGCCACAGCGCCCGCAGACUCACCGAGCUACAACGUCGAGGGACUCGGUCAAGAAGGACCUGUUUGGCAACGGCGCCAAUGCUUCCGCCAGUACAUCAGAUCUCCCUGAGCUCAACCGAGGCAACAGCAGAGACCCAGAGGCCGGUGGCGGUGGCUUCUCGAACUCGGACUUCAAGAGAAAGAAGUCGCUCGUUCGUCCUGACCGAGAGCGCAUGGACCCCAACCACAGGCAAUGGUACUAUCGCAACCACGCCGCGCAGCUCGAUGCGGUCGAUGGCUCAGGUCGACCAGCUCACCACAUUGGCUUCAUGCCCUCGUCAACGGGUCACAUGCCGCAGCAUGGAGCUGCUCUCCCUGGCCACGGGAUGGGCCACCUUCAAGGCCCUGGAGGCGGUGUGAGCGGUCUCGGCAUGAUGCAGCACGGCUCGAUGCCGCCGAAUGGGAUGGGUGGACAAGGAGGCCCAGGAGGUCCAGGAGCACCCAACAUGCCUCCCGGUGGUCUCGGAAGGGCACCACCUCUUCGUCGAGGCAAGUCCAUCUUGGGCCGAGAGGAGGACCAGGUCGAGACGGGCAUCAAUUUCCUCAAGCGCGGAGUCUCGCUCAAGAGAUCCAAGUCGCAGAAGUCGCAGGCUCGCAAGGAAAUCCCUCAAGACCUUGGCGACAAGCCUAAGAAGCAGUCUUCCAUUGCUCCUGGUCCCGUUGGUCCUUGGAUGAUCUACUGCUACGCCCUUACCAUCUGCUGCCCCGGCCCUUGCCUGGGCAUCUUCGGCAUCAAGACGCCAGAGCAGCAGCGAGCUUGGCGAGAGAAGAUUGGUCUCCUUUCCAUCGUCCUCACUUGCAUGGCUGCCGUCGGUUUCAUCACCUUCGGCUUUACACAGGCGGUGUGCGACACCAAGGCGACCCGUUACCAUGCUGGCGAAAUUGACGUCGGCUCAAUGGUCUUCCACGGCUAUGACUUCGACUUCAAUCGCUUCUACCAUCCUCAGGUCCCUCCCUUCCAGGCUAACGGCCCCAUGAAUCAUACUAACCCCGUCUAUUCGGAGCCUUACUCUUCCGGCAAGCUCGAUGGCUCGAUGAUCAUGCAGCGAGGCGGUGGAGAGUGUGCUGGCCUCGUCCUGAACCGCGACGGCACCGACGCGACGCAGUUCUAUCCUUGUCGCCUCGUGACUCAGAAUGGGCAGGCCCGCUACACCAAUUCGACCAUGUGCCACGCCGACGGUGUCGCGGAGAGAAUGCUGGCGAACCAGACGAACGUGCCCGCGAACAGGGCAAUUCUGCAAGGCCCCGUCUAUUAUAAUUGGUCGCAAGUCGAGGACCCGACGGCGAAUCUUCUCGUGUGGAAGGGAGCCGUUAUUGACUUGGGCCGUCUCAACCAGCUUUACACCAACAUCACCGUGCCCGAUCUCUUCAAUACGCUCAAGACCCGCAACGAACGCUUUGCUGGACGCGACGUUACCGCCUCUGUCAUCCGCUCCAAGCAAGACCGAACUUUCGACUGCCUCGAGCGCAUCGCUCGCGUCGGCUUCAUCGAUUCGGACUCGAUUGGCUGCGUUGCCUCCAAGGUCGAGCUCUACGUGGCCCUCGUCUUCAUUCUCGGCGUCGUCGGCAUCAAGUUUAUCAUGGCCGUAGUCUUCGGGUGGUUCCUCUCGUGGCGCAUCGGCAACUAUGGGAACGAGACGAGGGAUCAGAGGAAGAAGCGUCAGGCUGAGAUCGAGGCCUGGUCGGACAACAUCUACCGUCCUGCGCCGGCCUCUUACCGACCCAACGCUCGCAAGCACAAGUCCUUCUUGCCUACAACGUCGCGCUUCUCCGUAGCCAACCCGCUUGGGCCCAAUGGCAAGAUCACCGCUCGCACGGCCAUGUCUGAGAAGAGUGGUGUGCGAUCGCCCAAUCAGCGCAAGACUCUGGGCGUCGCGUCGCCUCUCGGUGGCUCGCCGCCUGGAUCUCCUUUGCUGCCUGGUGCUCGCUCAUCUGCCUCUCUCGUCAACACCAACAAUGGCGACCGCAGCGCGCCAAUGUCUGCGUGGGGCAACGGCUCGCGACGCAGCUCCUUCAGUGACCCUAUGAUCGGCGCGAUGGGUGCUUGCCCUUGGCCACUGGAUCACGUUGUGCCUCAGCCUCCGUCCAACUGGCAGCCUUUCCACUUCCCGCUCGCCCACUCGAUCUGCCUCGUCACAGCCUACUCCGAGUCCUUCGAGGGUCUGCGCACCACGCUUGACUCGCUGGCUACCACUGACUAUCCAAACUCGCACAAGGUCAUCCUCGUCAUUGCUGACGGUAUCGUCAAGGGCGCUGGCUCCGACAUCAGCACUCCAGACAUUUGCUUGAGCAUGAUGAAGGACUUCAUCGUUCCGCCCGAGGAGGUCGAAGGCAACUCGUACGUCGCCAUCGCAGACGGCUACAAGCGCCACAACAUGGCCAAGGUCUAUGCUGGAUUCUACGAGUACGACGACGAGACCGUGGAGCGAUCCAAGCAGCAGCGCGUGCCCAUGGUUCUCGUUGCCAAGUGCGGCACGCCCAUGGAGGCUGACUCUGCCAAGCCUGGCAAUCGAGGAAAGCGUGACUCCCAGGUCCUCCUCAUGGCGUUCCUCCAGAAGGUUAUGUUCGACGAGAGGAUGACGUCCUUUGAGUACGAAUUCUUCAACUGCCUGUGGAGGGUAACGGGCGUCUCGCCUGACCAUUACGAGAUCGUUCUCAUGGUCGAUGCCGACACCAAGGUCUUCCCUGAUUCACUCACUCGCAUGGUCGCCUGCAUGGUCGAGGACCCUGAGAUCAUGGGAUUGUGCGGAGAGACCAAGAUCGCCAACAAGCGUGAGACGUGGGUCACGAUGAUCCAGGUCUUCGAGUACUACAUUUCUCACCACCAGACGAAGGCAUUCGAGGCUUGCUUCGGCGGUGUCACUUGUUUGCCAGGAUGCUUCUCGGCUUAUCGUAUCAAGUCGCCCAAGGGAGCAGCAGGGUAUUGGGUCCCCAUCCUCGCCAAUCCGGACAUUGUCGAGCACUACUCGGAGAACGUCGUCGACACGCUGCACAAGAAGAACCUGCUCCUUCUCGGUGAAGACCGAUUCCUCACGACGCUCAUGCUCAAGACUUUCCCCAAGCGCAAGAUGAUGUUCGUACCUCAGGCAGUCUGCAAGACCAUCGUGCCGGACACCUUCCGCAUCUUGCUCUCGCAACGUCGUCGCUGGAUCAACUCUACGGUGCACAACCUGGCCGAGCUUGUGAUGGUCAACGACCUCUGCGGUACAUUCUGCUUCUCGAUGCGCUUCGUCGUCUUCAUGGAGCUCGCCGGUACUCUCGUCCUGCCCGCCGCUAUUGCUUUUACCCUCUACGUCGUCGUCUCGGCCAUUAUUGACGCCGGCAACGGCAAGGAGAUUCAAGCCAUCCCGCUUAUCCUGCUCGCCGUCAUCCUCGGUCUCCCCGGUCUUCUCAUCGUUGUCACCACGCGCAAGAUUGCAUAUGUGGGAUGGAUGCUCAUCUACCUCAUCUCGCUGCCCAUCUGGAACUUCGUCUUCCCUUCGUACGCCUUCUGGCACAUGGACGACUUCUCCUGGGGCGCUACGCGUGUAGUGCAGGGCGAGACCAAGGGCGGACACGGUGACGCCGAGGGCAAGUUCGAUCCUUCCAACAUCGUCAUGAAGCGUUGGAUCGAGUACGAGAGGGAGCGCCGCCUGGCUUCUGGAAUUCACUCGCGCGACUCGACGUACGACAUUGUUCAGAUUGGCUCGCCGGACCGCGCUGGCUCGACGCGCUACAGCACCGUCUCUAGCUCUGUCGGCGGACACAGCGAAGUACCGUCAUCCGCUCAAGCGCAGGACCGUCUGCUCAGCUCGUUGGGCUCGCACAUGGAGUCGGAGAGCGGCCAUGGACGAGGCACAAGCGUGGGCGGUGCUCGCGCUCGUAUCGAUGCCGUACCCUUGCUCUCGCUCCCUGCCCCACUCGGUGAUCCUGCAGCAGCCAAGGCAGUCGGCGGUCCUCAUGCUCCUGGCUCCAUCACCGUGCCCAGGCCUCGCGACGUCAGCCCGAGUGGCGGAGGUGGCGUUCGCGGCAGCAGCUACGACCCCUUCCCGUCAGCAGGCGCAGACGACGAGAAGCAGCCCAUGAUGAUGCACAGCCAGUCAGCCAUGUCCUCUCCUGACCCUGAGCGCCUCAAUGCCGCCAUGGGUCAAAGCAGCAGCUCCUCGUCUUCUCGUCCUGGCUACACCUCAGCAGAGUUCGCAGCUCAUCUCAGCGCCGAGCCCGACGACUUUGCUUCGCCUACCUCGACGCAGGCUCCGACCCUCCCGCAGUCCAUUGCGGGCUCUUCGCCACGACCGAGAGAGAAUGCUCCUUCGCGCGGCUUCUCACUUGUGGACGAUGGGCCGGCAGGCAUUGCGCCCAGGGUGGUUCAGCGCGGCGGAGCGAGGAGGAUGAGCACGAAUGAUCAGCCGACGCGCUUCUCUAGGAGUACAGAGGGAGGUGGCAACCACGGCCAAUCGACGAAUCCUUUCAACCGUUGA